Haliotis rufescens (red abalone) is the source of this 3479-nucleotide messenger RNA. Its product is annotated as fibropellin-1-like. Gene Ontology annotation, molecular function: chitin binding; calcium ion binding. The transcript has 28 exons. Gene Ontology annotation, cellular component: extracellular region. NCBI's taxonomy places the organism in Eukaryota, Metazoa, Mollusca, Gastropoda, Lepetellida, Haliotidae. The record is from RefSeq and is a predicted model, not a curated record. Bases 67 to 3393 code for a protein of 1108 amino acids.
AGAAUACACGGGUAGAUUGACAUUUUCAGAGAGUAAGAUUUCAAUCUUUAGUCGUGUGUUACCAAGAUGCUGGAUAUGAGGAAAAUAUUGCUUUUUCUGGCCGUGAUAGCCGUGUGUGCAGCAGUUCCACCAGCCGAGGACUGCUCUCCCGGAGUAAGCAGCUUCCGGCCACAUGAAACCGAGUGUGCCAAGUUCUACCAGUGCAAUAUAAAUGUAUGGGUGGAGCUGACAUGCGGGGAGGGAACGGUUUUCAACCCCAUAGCCCAGGUCUGUGAUUGGCCAUACAACGUGGAGUGCCCAUCCCCAUCCGACCCGACAGACGCUUGCAGCACGGCUCCGUGUAAGAACGGAGGAUCGUGCGCGACGUCCGGCAACACCUACGUCUGCACCUGUCUGCCAAACUACAUGGGCAACAACUGCGAGACUCCUACAACGACCGAUACCUGCAUGGAGGACGACCGGGAGUCGCUCAACGAUCUGCAGUGUGCAUUGUUCAGACGGUGUGUUGGCGGAGUGUGGGUGGACUACAGGUGUCCAGAAAACUCACGGUUUAACCCACAGUGGAAAGACUGCUUUCUGCCAUCUCAGUACCCCUGCCCAACAAUUCCGUGUGACUCUAACCCCUGUCUAAAUGGCGGCGCCUGCACCAACUCCGGGACUACCUUCACCUGCACGUGUCCCGACACCCACGAGGGUGACACCUGCGAAACCCCCGUUACAUCCGACCCAGGAGGAGCCUGCAGCACCUCCGACCCCUACCAGGCCAACCCCAACGACUGCAGCAAAUUCUACGCCUGCGUCAACAACUUCUUGGUGGAGUUUACCUGCCCCACAGUGACUCCAUCCUUCAAUGAAGCGACCGGGUCAUGCGACUUCGUAUACAACGUUCAAUGCGGUAAACUCUCUUCCUGCACAAACGACACUCGUCUCUCUGGCAACAGCCGUGAAUGCGAUGAAUUCUACCGAUGCGUCCAGCAAGAAUGGGUCCAGUACAAAUGCCCGGCUGGCUACAGGUUCAGCGACGCCAUCAAAGACUGCUCCGACGGCGUCGACUGCCCAACAGCAACCACCACCGAUCUGCCUUGCGAUUCCAACCCAUGUUUGAACAACGGCGUCUGUAGCAACUUUGGCGGCAGCUUCAGCUGUCAGUGCCCCGCCGGAUACGGUGGAGAAACGUGCGAAAUUCCUCCACAGCCCUGUGACUCAGGUCCAUGCAAGAACGGCGGGGCCUGCACAAACCAAGGCAGCAGCUAUGUGUGUUCCUGUCUGCCUAACUAUGCACAGCCGAACUGUGAGACACUUUCAGCAGUGAACGGUGGCUGGAGCGAGUGGUCAGUGGUGGGCACGCCUUCCACGUGCAGCAAGAUUUGCGGGGGUGGACAGCAGCAGGUCUCCAGAAUCAGAACGUGCACCAACCCCCCUCCUUCAAACGGGGGCUUGACCUGCCAGGGCGACAACACGGACACCAUCGGAGUUGCCUGCAACACCAGGCCCUGUCAGCCCUGUGACUCAGGUCCAUGCAAGAACGGCGGGGCCUGCACAAACCAAGGCAGCAGCUAUGUGUGUUCCUGUCUGCCUAACUAUGCACAGCCGAACUGUGAGACACUUUCAGCAGUGAACGGUGGCUGGAGCGAGUGGUCAGUGGUGGGCACGCCUUCCACGUGCAGCAAGAUUUGCGGGGGUGGACAGCAGCAGGUCUCCAGAAUGAGAACGUGCACCAACCCCCCUCCUUCAAACGGGGGCUUGACCUGCCAGGGCGACAACACGGACACCAUCGGAGUUGCCUGCAACACCAGGCCCUGUCAGCCCUGUGACUCGGGUCCGUGCAAGAACGGCGGGGCCUGCACAAACCAAGGCAGCAGCUAUGUAUGUGCCUGUCUGCCUAACUAUGCACAGCCGAACUGUGAGACACUUUCAGCAGUGAACGGUGGCUGGAGCGAGUGGUCAGUGGUGGGCACGCCUUCCACGUGCAGCAAGAUUUGCGGGGGUGGACAGCAGCAGGUCUCCAGACUCAGAACGUGCACCAACCCCCCUCCUUCAAACGGGGGCUUGAGCUGCCAGGGCGACAACACGGACACCAUCGGAUUUGCCUGCAAUACCAGCCCCUGUCCGUGUGCCAGUCAGCCCUGUAACAACGGCACGUGUGUCGACGUCUCGGAUACAAUAUUCACAUGUGAAUGUCCCGUGUACAGAGUGGGCACCUUUUGUCAAACCGAAUGUGACUACCCCUGUCCCCCCGGCGUCGGCAUCAUCUACCCCGACCUCGUCGACCCCAGCAAGUUCGUCAGCUGCUUCCAAGGAAUGCGCAUAGUCAGGUCGUGCCCUGUUGGGGCGACCUAUAGCUACACUCAGAAUAACUGUUCGUGUGUUAUCAAGAUGCUGGAUAUGAGGAAAGUAUUGCUUUUUCUGGCCGUGAUAGCCGUGUGUGCAGCAGUUCCACCAGCCGAGGACUGCUCUCCCGGAGUUAUCAGCUUCCGGUCACAUGAAACCGACUGUGCCAAGUUCUACCAGUGCAAUGCAAAUGUAUGGGUGGAGAUGACCUGCGGGGAGGGAACGGUUUACAACCCCACAUCCCAGGUCUGUGAUUGGCCACAGAACGUGGAGUGCCAAUCCCAAUCUGACGCGACAGACGCCCCAUCCGACCCGACAGACGCUUGCAGCACGGCUCCGUGUGAGAACGGAGGAUCGUGCGCGACGUCCGGCAACACCUACGUCUGCACCUGUCCGCCAAACUACAUGGGCAACAACUGCGAGACUCCUACAACGGCAGCCGACGGACCAGGAGGAGCCUGCAGUACCUCCGACCCCUACCAGGCCAACCCCAACGACUGCAGCAAAUUCUACGGCUGCGUCAACAACUUGUUGGUGGAGUUUACCUGCCCCCCAGUGAGUCCAUCCUUCAACGACGCGACGGGGUCAUGUGACUUCGUAUACAACGUCGAAUGCGGUAAACCCUCUUCCUGCACGAACGACACUCGUCUCCCUGGCAACAGCCUUGAAUGCGAUGAAUUCUACCGAUGCGUCCAGCAAGAAUGGGUCCAGUAUAAAUGCCAGCCUGGCUACAGGUUCAGCGACGACAUCAAAGACUGCUCCGACAGCGUCGACUGCCCAACGGCAACCACCACCGAUCUGCCUUGUGAUUCCAACCCGUGUUUGAACAACGGCGUCUGUAGCAACUUUGGCGGCAGCUUCAGCUGUCAGUGCCCCGCCGGAUACGGUGGAGAAACCUGCGAAAUUUCUCCACAAUGUUCGUACCCGUGUCCUCCAACUGCCGUAUUUAUGUUCCCCGACCUCGCGGAUGAAACCAAGGGUGUGAUCUGCAACCAGGGGAGUCUGUCAAGUUUUGAUUGUCCCACUGGCACUUGGUCUGUGCAAUUGGGCACAUGCGCAUAAAGGUCCGCGCGCAUCAAGACAUCCGUGUUGGUGACAUGACUUAUGUCUGUGGUUUCUUGCGGAAAAUAAAAUGUCAUGAAAUAUGA